AUGGUGGAUCAAGGCUAUCACCGUUGGAGGGUGUUACAAUGCCCUUUACCUUACACAGUGGAUCCUGAUAGACGACAGUGGUCUCGAGCAUUGGAAUCAUGUCGGAAGGAUGUGGAAUGCUUCUUUGGAAGAUUGAAGUCGCGCUUCCGGUGUGUGAAAAUACCGUGCAACUUUUGGUACAAGGAUGAAGUGGACAACAUGUUCAUAACUUGUUGUAUUCUUCAGAACAUCAUCCUUGCGCAUGAUGCACAGACGACGGAUGGUGCAGACGCCGCCGAUGUUCAGGUUGAUGAAAACACGGAGGAUGAGGAAUAUGAGGGUAUGGAUAACCGUGAGUCCUUUCCUCGACAACCUAUUGUAUCAUCGUCUUCCCAUCAUCGACUUCCUCUUGAGAAUGACCAAGAUUUGACUACGAGUAUACAAAGUGGCUGGAUGGAAUUGCAAAGCGCAUUGAUUCUUCAUUAUAAAGAAGCACUUGCUAUCGGCGCUGUGGAAUACUGA
Messenger RNA from Guillardia theta CCMP2712, 501 nucleotides. RefSeq lists its product as hypothetical. The coding region runs from base 1 to 501 and encodes 166 amino acids. The transcript has a single exon. Lineage: Eukaryota; Cryptophyceae; Pyrenomonadales; Geminigeraceae. The record is from RefSeq and is a predicted model, not a curated record.